AGGCGUAGAGCUGUGGCCCUUAGUGAGCUAUAAACCCAAACCUUUGCACUUCAUAUUUUUUCAAUGUAUUGACCGUGCUCAUUCGUGUUGGCACAACUGAAUAUGAGAAGGAGGACAUAAAAAAUAAAACAGUGGUUAAAACUAGUAGCAAGACUAAGGCAACUCUACUGGCAGGACAUGGCUACCAAACAAAUACUGGGACAAGGGCCGGGACAACAGCUUUCAGAACUGAGGAUUGUUCUUUUGGGAGGUAGAAACUCUGGAAAAAGCUGUGUGGGAAACAUGGUCAUAUGCGCGGAAGAGUUUGUCACACGAGAGCGAACUAUGUGUCUGAGGAGACAUGCUGACGUUUUGGGCAAGCAUAUUAUUGUCACUGACACCCCAGGCUGGUGGUGUGACUUCCAAGCUUGCGAUUCCCCAGAGCUCGUGAAGAGAGAGAUAGUUCGUAGCAUUACACUGAGCCACCCUGGGCCACACAUUUUCCUUCUGGUCAUAAAAGUAGACUCAGCUUUCACAGAGAAGCGAAGAAGGGCUGUUCAAGAGCAUCUGGAGCUUCUUGGUGAGGCUGUAUGGGGCCACACUUCAGUUCUGUUCACCAAAGGAGAACACUCAAAUAGCAUCGCUAUUGACGACCAAAUCAAAAGGGGAGGGAGAUCCCUACAGUGGAUCCUUGAGAAAUGUGGCAAGAGGUAUCAUGCCCUUGAUAUUAACUGCGGGUAUGAUAUAAAACAAAGUGCUCAUCUAUUGGAGAAGAUAGCGGAGAUGAUAGCAGGAGGUGGUGGGCAACAUUUUGAGAUGGAGCAACACACUCUACAGGAAGUGGAGGACAGCAGGUCUGAAAUGGUUAUGAGGGCUCAACAGCGACUGAUGAGAGUGAAAUCACAAAGACGCCGGCUCAGUGGUCUGUCAAAGCCCUUGAACGAACUAAGCAUGGUCCUGGUGGGUGCAAGGGGAUCGGGUAAAAGCUCUGUGGGGAGUACUAUUAUGUCUGGACAGGAGGAGUUUGACAAGAAGAGGCGAACAGCCCACUGUGUGACCAAAACAUGCAGAGUUGCAGGGAGGCAAGUCACCCUGGUGGACACACCUGGUUGGUGGAUGAACUACUUUGCACAAGACUCCCCAGCGUCCAUGAAACGGGAGUUGAUGCGCAGUGUGCAUCUGUGUCCCUCUGGUCCCCAUGGCUUUCUUCUGGUGGUGCGUGUGGACAAGGCCUUCACUGAUAUGUAUCGUAGAGCUUUACAAGAACAUUUGGAACUUCUCAGUGAAAGAGUGUGGAGUCACACCAUUGUUUUAUUCAGCUUUGGCGACUGGUUGGGAGACACAACCAUUGAACAUUACAUUGAGACCGAAGGGAGAGCCCUACAAUGGCUUGUUGAGAAAUGUGGUAACAGGUAUCAUGUUUUCAACAACAAGACCAAAGGAGAUGGGUUUCAAGUCACUUUAAUGCUGAAGAAGAUUGAAGAAAUGCUGGCAGGAAACAAUGAUCACCAUUACAAGAAAGAUGAGAAGACCUUUGUGGAGCUAGAAGAGAGGAAGAGGGCCGACAAAGAAAGGGCAAAAGAUAGAGCAAUGACAGCCGGGGAACAAAGAAAGGUGCUAAGAUCACUGGUUGAAAUGGUCAAAGUUCCCAUUGACCUGAAGAUCACAUUACUAGGGGGAAGACACUCUGGCAAGAGCUCCACUGGAAACACAAUCCUCAACAGAGAUGAGUUUGAAUUUGACGGCCAAGACAUCGAUUUGGUUGAAAAAAAGGGAAAUGUGACUGGAAGAGAUCUAACAAUCAUCAAAGUUCCAUCAUGGAAUUCUCUGAAGCUUGAGAAAUAUAACUUAAUUGAGGAACUGUCUCUUCAUGCUCAUGGGUGCGGUGUCGUCCUGUUAGUUGUCAACUGCAGUUCCUCAUUUCGCAAUGUGGAAUUUAAAGCCACAGUGGCACGUCUCUCCGUACUUGGGAAGCAGCUGUGGCGUCACACCCUGGUUCUCUUUACCAAUGGGGACUGGCUAGGAGGCACCACCAUAGAGCAGCACAUUGAGAGUGAAGGCGAACCCCUUCGAAAGAUGGUUGAAAACUGUGGAAACAGAUACCACGUUCUGAACAACAAGGAUCGAGAGGACAGAAGCCAAGUCUCAGAACUUCUGGAAAAAAUUGAGGAAGUGGUUGUGCUAUUGAGACUCGAGGACCAAAAGUGCAAGGAUGCAGUAGGUGCGACUCUAAUGGGACUUUCAGCAAAGUCAGACAGGUUGGAGACACACACUUAUGCAGGGGAAACUGAGAGCAUCUCUCUUUCACAUGAAACGUGUCCUGUGGAGAGAGCAGAGGAGUUUCAUCACUUGGGUGCUUCUGAGUCUUCAGAUGUAUCGGGUAUGAUGCCUUCAACACGAAGGACUGAUGGACCGGCUGGGCCUGCAGAUGAACAAUGCAUAUUGGCAGAAAGGGACACAAUGGCGGCAAAGAGGGGCACUUCAGUGGCUGUACGGAUAAAUGAUGGUUGGCAGUGGCCCUCAGCAAAUGCUGGAUGUAGGGUUGUAGUGGUGAAUGCUCCUGAGUGGUUGUGCUCUGGGGUCUCACAAGGUUCUAGAAGGUUCAGAUCAAAUGGCUGGACUCCUGUCUCCACAGAGGGGGGCCUUGCUUGGCUUGCGAUCGCACCACUGCCACAAAGGAGGUCACGCAUGCUGCUCGCAGGAGAAGAUGCUGUUUUCCAUGGACAGGCAACUGGCUGUGUUGACGGACCAUCCCCCCAUACAAAGCAACAUGACCAGGGAGACCUGAAAGAAUUUAUCAAGUCAGGAAGCUUACAAGCACUAAUAGAUGGAUGGGGAGACAGUAAUAUUGACGAGCUGGAAGCCUUCAUUGACUCUUACUUAGAAAUGCUCUUAGAGGAAUCAGUAGAAUCAGCCUUAACAGAGCAGGGCAGUCCUGACUCCAGCAGCUCAGGCAAACAUAUGUGUGUGGUUGAAGCUUGUCAUGAGGUUCUAUCAUCCAUUGACAGGAAGCUCUCUAAACUUGGUCUACUUGAGGGAAUGCAGAGGGACUUAGAUGAGCUGAAGUGCACUUUGGAGCGGAGCAGCAAGAUCAUCCAGGAUCUUAAGAACCCUGGUAAACUAACAGCAGACAACUCAAGUUUCAAACAGGCAGAGGACAAUUCUAAGAACCCCUUAUAAAAAAAGAAUGUAUUGACUCUUCAUUCGAUAAGACAGCUGUUUUUGAUAUUUUAUAUUGCUGGUUCUCCAUGACUGUUUCACAGGUUGUCAUCAUGAAACCUUGGAUUAUUUUAUCAGACUAACUUGAUUAAUUGCACAUUUUGUUUUCACACCAGCCAUAUCGGAUUGAAUGAACACCUGUGUUUUUUCAUACUUGUGUUAUCACUUUAUGGUAGGCGUCUAGAGCUGUGUGGGACUAGGAAAAGGCAUUGUGAAAAGAUUAUACAGCUUUUGUAUAUGAUUUGAUUUAGUAUGAGAAUUAUAUGAGAAUAUAAAACAAAUCAAGUACAAUAUUAAAAUUUCAAUUGUUUUGGGUUAUUUGUAAGUCUUUUAUGUCUUAUGUUAUUGUUACUGUACUUGGAUAAUUGACUGAAACUAUGUUUACAUUGCCUAAAUUCACCACAAAUCAAUGCUAAAAUAUAAAUUAGGCUGUGUCUAUUCAGUGCUUCUGUACUGGAAAUUAAGUACAUUUUCCGUGUCUUUUUCAACAAACUGAUCUCCAAUAAAGCUGAUUUAUUAAUAA
This is a messenger RNA of Clupea harengus (Atlantic herring), 3721 nucleotides long. RefSeq names its product GTPase IMAP family member 8. Lineage: Eukaryota; Metazoa; Chordata; Actinopteri; Clupeiformes; Clupeidae. Gene Ontology annotation, molecular function: GTP binding. The record is from RefSeq and is a predicted model, not a curated record.